Ascoidea rubescens DSM 1968 is the source of this 683-nucleotide messenger RNA. It is a transcript of the gene EGD1, whose product is annotated as Egd1p. The record is from RefSeq and is a predicted model, not a curated record. Bases 68 to 547 code for a protein of 159 amino acids. Lineage: Eukaryota; Fungi; Ascomycota; Saccharomycetes; Ascoideales; Ascoideaceae. Gene Ontology annotation, cellular component: nascent polypeptide-associated complex; cytosol. The transcript is spliced from 2 exons.
CCGGAUUCUAUAUUGUCUUGUUGUUUUAUUCAGUUCUUUCUUUUAGUUUAUAUUAUACCUUAUAAAAAUGCCUGUUGACCUUGAAAAAUUAGCUAAACUUAAGAAAGCUACCAAAGUUGGUGGUUCUCGUCGUAAAGCUAAGAAGAUUUUCAAAGAUGAUGCUGAUGAUUCUAAAUUACAAACAGCUCUCCGUAAAUUGAACUCUCAAACUUUAGAUGGUGUUGAAGAAGUUAAUUUUUUCAAAGAAGAUGGUAACGUUUUACACUUCAACAGAGCUUCAGUCCAAGCAUCUAUUCAAAAUAAUACCUUUGCAGUUCAUGGUCGUCCCCAAGAAAAACAAUUAACUGAUUUAUUACCAAAUAUUUUACCUCAAUUGGGUUCUGAAAAUUUGGAAAUUUUAAGGCAAUUGGCUGAAAAUAUCCAAAAACAAGGUGGUUUAGGUGAUGCUGCAGCAGCAGCUGGUCUUAACCCAGGCGCAGACGCUAAUGACGAUGAUGAUAUUCCUAACUUAGUUGAAGGUGAAAAUUUCGAUAAACAAGUCGAUUAGAUAAAAUCCAAUAGUUAAAUGAACUUGAAACCAAUUUAAAUUUUUUAAUUUGUUUUUUUCUUUGUUUAUUUUAUAUCUUUAAUACAACAUCAUUAUCAAAAAAAACUAUGAAAAUAUGAAAAUGUGAAAAUCAGAA